Molecule: messenger RNA, 1086 nt
Organism: Meyerozyma guilliermondii ATCC 6260
Lineage: Eukaryota; Fungi; Ascomycota; Pichiomycetes; Serinales; Debaryomycetaceae
Exons: 1
Coding region: 1-1086 (361 amino acids)
Source: RefSeq, a predicted model, not a curated record
AUGAUAGCCAGCUACGAUGAACGCACCAUAGACGAUAUCAUGCUGCUGGCGUGGUCCAGGACAAAUGGCAGAGACGUCGAGUACAUGUUUGUUUCUCAGUUACCCCAGCUUUUGGAUACAAUCAAAUCUAUGGCUGGAAUCAACCAACCAUUAAUCACGAAAGAAGAGACCAACUUAUUGACGACAAUGAUACGAGACAAUCCCAGCUUGAAGCUAUAUAAAAGAGAAUUGCCCCAGUUUCUAUCGCGGUUGACUCGCAAAGGAAGCUUGAAGGAACUUUUUGAAUCAAAAGUAGACAGGAAGACUCGUUUUAAUUCCAACACUAUUUCAGAGAAAUGGGAACUUCCUAACGUUCUUGGAGACCUCCCGAACUUGUUUGGAGGUCGAAAUCGUUCGACAAAAUUGGAGAGAAAUUCAUUAAAUGAUACCAAUACCAGGGACUAUCACCAAGACACAUAUAUAUCACCUCCAAAUUCAUCACCUAACAAGAAUGGAACUAUCUCCAACCAGUUUGGAUACGAAUACGACAGCUACAACAAAAACGACACCUACGCAAAAAAUGACAAGUUUGGCGAAAAAUACAAGUACAACGACAAGGGCUCAGCUCCUCUGAGCAGUGGGUUUGAUCCGGUUUAUGGCUCCACAAUUCGAAAAUUAGAGGCCCAAUGUGAACAGUACCAAAAAUCAUACAAGGCACUCGAACAUCUCUGCGAAGAGUAUCAACAAGAGCUAUACAAACGAGGAUCCAAUCCUAGACUAUCUCCAUCAAGAAUCUCUCAAGUCAUUCUGUACUUGCCAAGUGGAAUAGUGGCUCCAAUACGAAAUUCGUUAGCAGCAUCAUUCAAAUAUGGUACCAGUCGUACUGCCACUGUUACCAGCAUUGUGACUUUGAUAGUAAUAUCCACCCUAGUGGUUAAUGUCUUCAAAAUCAUUGUGUACGCAACUGUCCUAUUGCUACACACCAACGUUGACCCCACCACUUACAUAUACGACACCUACGAUGCUGUCCCACUACGACCAGUAUGGUGGAAGGAAGUAGAGUGGUUGGAGUACUGGGUGUAUACGCUUGAAGAAUGGAUGCAAUAG